Molecule: messenger RNA, 1050 nt
Organism: Oncorhynchus masou masou (cherry salmon)
Lineage: Eukaryota; Metazoa; Chordata; Actinopteri; Salmoniformes; Salmonidae
Product: unconventional myosin-X-like
Exons: 8
Coding region: 1-1050 (349 amino acids)
Biological process (GO): signal transduction; axon extension
Cellular component (GO): axonal growth cone; cytoskeleton
Source: RefSeq, a predicted model, not a curated record
AUGGUCACUCUGACAGAGCUCCAGAGUUCCUCUGUGGAGAUGGGAGAACCUUCCAGAAGAGAGCAGUCUGAACGUGGAAGCUGUGGAGCAGACGUACUGGAGGGCCUAUCCUCAGAUAUACCCAGCACCCCCUCCACUCCCCCCUGCUUCCUCUGCCUUACGGGGAGGUCAACAUCCACCGGCAUCCUCCAGACCUGCCACGACCUACGCCUGCUCAGAGACGAGGUCUACUGUCAGCUCAUCAAGCAGACCAAUCACGUGCCUCAGCCCAACAGCUCGGCCAAUCGCGCCCACUGGCACCUCCUCACCUGUAUGAGCUGUACCUUCCUGCCCAGCCGGGGCAUCCUGCGCUACCUCAAGUUCCACCUUAAAGGGGUGAAGGAGCAGUUUCCUGGAACAGAGGUGGACAUGUUUGCCCAUUUCAUAGGUGAGUCUCUGAAGAGGACCAAGGUCAGGGACUGUGUGCCGUCUCAGGGGGAGAUCGUAGCCUUACUGACCAGACAGGAAAUGACGACUACGGUCUACUGCCAUGGAGGAGGAUCCUGCAAGAUCUCCAUCAACUCACACACCACCUCUGGAGAGGUGGUGGAGAAGUUGAUCCGAGGCCUGGCCAUGGAGGACAGUAGAAACAUGUUUUCCCUGUUUGAACACAACAACACUACGGACCGGGCUGUGGAGAGCAGAGUCAUCGUGGCUGACGUACUCGCCAAGUUUGAGAGGCUGUCAGGCAGUGAGGAGGUGGAGGAGGAGGGACAGUGGAGGCUCUACUUCAAACUCUACUGUUUCCUGGAUGUAGAGAGCAUGCCCAAGGAAGGGGUGGAGUUCGCUUUCAUGUUCGAACAGGCUCAUGAGUCUCUGACCAGUGGUCACCUCCCAGCCCCAGAAGACACCCUGCAGCACCUGGCCGCUCUGAGGCUCCAGUUCCUCCACGGAGACAAGGCCCGGGUCAGCUGGUCUCUGGACACAGUCUACCCUGUAGGCAGGCUCCGCGCACGCAUCCUGCACUUCACUAAGGUGGGCGCGGGCGGGGCCUGUGGGCCAAACCCUUGA